Dracunculus medinensis (Guinea worm) is the source of this 411-nucleotide messenger RNA. NCBI's taxonomy places the organism in Eukaryota, Metazoa, Nematoda, Chromadorea, Rhabditida, Dracunculidae. The record is from the annotation of a GenBank genome assembly.
AUGCAUUUUAUGAAUGCCAUUGUAAGAUUAAGUGGAAGCAGUGCUAGAAGAUUACUGUCUACGAAAUCGAGACAGAUUAAAGUUCGGUUUGUAACGAACGAUGGCAUUCAUGAGGCAUUAGGCAAAGAAGGCGACUCACUGCUUGAUGUUGUUAUCAACGCCGAUGUGCCGCUUGAUGGUUAUGGGGCUUGCGAAGGCACUCUUGCAUGUUGCACAUGUCACGUUAUUCUCGAGCAAAGACAUUUCGAUAGAAUCACACCAGCAGUAGAAGAAGAGCACGAUUUGCUCGACUUGGCACCAGAAUUAUCAGAAACAUCGCGACUUGGCUGCCAGGUCUUCUUAAGUGAAGCUGAUGCUCCUGAAAUCAGUGUUCGAGUCCCUUCAAUCAUUGAUGAUGUGAGGUCACAUUAA